Messenger RNA from Gastrolobium bilobum, 2706 nucleotides. RefSeq lists its product as uncharacterized. Gene Ontology annotation, biological process: biosynthetic process. Gene Ontology annotation, cellular component: eukaryotic translation initiation factor 2B complex. NCBI's taxonomy places the organism in Eukaryota, Viridiplantae, Streptophyta, Magnoliopsida, Fabales, Fabaceae. Gene Ontology annotation, molecular function: translation initiation factor activity; guanyl-nucleotide exchange factor activity; translation initiation factor binding. The record is from RefSeq and is a predicted model, not a curated record. The coding region runs from base 198 to 2375 and encodes 725 amino acids. The transcript is spliced from 15 exons.
UCAAGAGUCCACACUCCAUACUAGCUAGCCAGUGUGAAAUUGUGUUAACUUUUUUUUUUCUCUUUCUAUUACUGAAUGUUCAACACACACCUUGUUUCAAGCGCUCACCUGUGAUCACUAACAUCGAACAGAGUGUUUCGUAACAGUAUUAGGUGAGGAAGAAUCAUAAUCAUAAUCAGAAUCGAAAUCAGAAUCAAAUGGGCGCACCAAAGAAAAGCGCCGCUAGGGUUUCAGAGGACCCCGAAGAAUUGGCGCGGGUUCCCUUGCAGGCCAUCCUCUUGGCUGAUAGUUUUACCACCAAGUUCAGACCUAUCACACUCGAACGCCCCAAGGUGCUGUUGCCACUCGUGAAUGUUCCAAUGAUAAAUUACACCUUGACCUGGCUCGAAUCUGCUGGUGUCGAAGAGGUUUUUGUUUUCUGCUGUGCUCAUUCCAAGCAAGUGAUUAACUAUUUGGAGAAAUCCGAGUGGUUCUCUCAGCCAAAUUUUGCUGUAACAACUAUCGAGUCACAGAAUUCUGUGAGCGCCGGAGAUGCGCUGCGUGUAAUAUAUGAGCAUAAUGUGAUACAUGGAGACUUUGUCCUUAUCAGUGGAGAUACUAUCAGCAACAUGUCGCUAACUCAGGCACUUCUAGAGCAUAAAGAAAGGAGGAAGAAAGAUAGUAAUGCUGUAAUGACCAUGGUCAUUAAACGGUCAAAACCUAAUCCAAAUAUUCAUCAGUCUCGACUUGGUACUGAUGAACUUUUCAUGGCCAUUGAUCCUGAUACCAAGCAACUUUUGUAUUAUGAGGAUAAGGCAGACCAUUCAAAAGGCAUUCUACAUCUUGACAAGUCAUUGCUUGUCGAUAAUCCGUCCCUCUCUCUGCACCAUGACAAGGAGGAUUGUUACAUUGACAUCUGCUCGCCAGAAGUCCUCAGCCUAUUUACAGACAAUUUUGACUACCAACAUCUACGGCGUCAUUUUGUCAAGGGAUUGCUUGUUGAUGAUAUAAUGGGGUACAAAAUUUUUGUUCAUGAAAUCCACUCAGACUAUGCGGCAAGGAUUGAUAAUUUCCGAAGCUAUGACACUGUCAGCAAGGAUAUAAUUCAUAGAUGGACAUAUCCAUUGGUGCCAGAUGUUAUGAAUUUUGGCAACACAGCUACUAAACUUGAACGACAAGGAAUGUAUCGUGCUUCGGAAAUAUCACAAGCACAAUCUGCUGUCAUUGGCCCGUUCACUGUUAUAGGAUCUGGAACCCAUAUUGGGAAUAACACUAAAAUUUUAAAUUCUGUUAUUGGAAAAGGAUGUAAAAUUGGAUCAAAUGUUCACAUAGAGGGAUGCUAUAUAUGGGACAACAUCACCAUCGAAGAUGGCUGUAGACUUAGACAUGCAAUUGUAUGUGAUGGCGUGACUAUGAAGUCAGGAGCUGUUCUGGAACCUGGUGUUGUUUUGUCUUUCAAGGUUGUAGUCGGGCAGGAGUUUGUUGUUCCUCCUUAUUCAAAAGUAUCUCUAUUACAGCAGCCAAUUGAAGAAGAUAGUGAUGAGGAGCUUGAAUAUGCUGAUAGUACUAGUGCCAUCACCAGCAAAGUGGAUAAGCUAGAUGUAGAGAUUGCUUCCCAAGUAUUGGAGACACAUUUUAGCCCUUCUUCGGAGCUAGGUGUGGGUGGGGUUGGUUAUGUUUGGUCAAAAUGUGAAGGGGGCCAUGAAGAAGAGUGGAGGCAUUCAGUGGCACCUAUUCCUGCAGAUAAAAUUUUGGAGGCAAUGAAAACCAUGGAAGAUGAUCUGGAGUUAACUCAUGAUGGCAGUAUUCUCCCACCUUCUGGAGAGCUGAAACCUAAUUCUAACAAUUCAGAUGAUGAUGAUAAUGAAGACUCUAGAGACGACUCUUAUUACUUUGAGAAGGAGGUUGAAGCAACUUUUCUCAGGGCUGUGCAUGAAAGCAUACAAGUAGACCAUUUGAUCUUAGAAGUCAACUCUUUGAAGUUGUCAUACAAUAAGCUAACUGCUGAUUGUGCUGGAGCUGUAUUUUAUGCAAUGAUGAAGUAUGCUUUAGACACCCCCCAUAGUUCAGCUGAUAGCUUGAUUCAGAAUGCCCAGGUUGUACUUAAAAAAUGGAAAAAGGUUCUUACAUCCUAUCUGAUUGACUUGGAUGAGCAGAUUGAAGUAAUACUAAAAUUUGAAGAAAUGUGUUUGGAAUCUGCUAAGGAGUUUGCUCCAUUGUUCACAAAGAUUUUGCACUACAUGUAUAAUGAAGAUAUUGUAGAAGAAGAUGCUAUUUUGAGUUGGGAAGAUGAGAAGAAAGACGCAGAUGAGUCAGAUAAAGUUUUUGUUAUGCAGGCCCAAAAAUUAAUUCAAUGGUUAAAAGAGGCACCCGAAGAAGACGAGGAGGAAGAAUAGAAAGGAUUUUGCGAGGCUAGAUACUCCUAUCUUUUUCCCGGUUCUUUUAUCUGGGGAACUUAAAAGGGAUUUUUCCUGGUUCUUUCAUCUGGGGAACUUAAAAGGGAUUUUUGUGCAUUCAUCUAUGCAGGAAUUUUAACAGGGGAGCUAUUUUGACAUGUUUCUUUGUAUAUCAUGUUGUGGAGGAAUAGAAUCUAAUGAAAAUUGAAGGCUUCCGAAGAACGCAAAGUCUCAAGUUUGUUACAAUGUAUGUCCACUUAUCUGUCAAUUUUAUCUACACAACAGGUCAAGUGUCAUGAAUGUCUCAAAUUUUUACUUUGACACCUUAAUC